CAGCAGGUAUGUCUAUGCUCUCGUGUCUGUAUGUUGCGCGUAUGAUUAAAAUGUCUCAUUUGAGUUUGGAAAACAACCGUCGCGUGUCAAAAGUGUGGAUCGCUCUGAGACGUCUUGACAAAAACGAUGAUCGAGUGAUUGCUCUCCGAGAAGUGUCCAUCCCUCCAUCAGCUGAGGCCUCAGUGAUCAUUGAGAUUAUCACCACUACUUUUUGCCUGGACUGUUCUGAUGUCAUAUUGAAGAUUAGGAAUCACCAUGGCUUUCUGAUCCCUCUGAACAACCUGAUCCCUGCCAACAGCAAGCACAUACCUUAUGUGCUUGAGGUAGCAAAGAUCUUUCAGCACGUGCGUCCUAAACCAAGAACCAUUCCCAUGACUGUGCUCAACAGGAGCAUGAAGACCAGAUUGCAAACGAUUGACCGCAGGAUCCAGAGACUGGAGGAGCUUUUGCCUCAGAUCAAACUCAGGCACCAUGAAAAACUAACCGAGGAGAUAGAAUGUCUCAGCCAGAAGUUGAGGUUUCUUCAUAAGAGGAUGCAGGUGGCAGAGUCUCGCAGCUGGAAGGGGAUGCUGACCAGAGCUCCACUUUGGUGAACCAACAUCUACAUUUCCAACUAAUUUUCAGGACACACACCAUCUUUGGUACUCUAAUGGUCAUUCAAGUUCACAGCACAUCCAUCACAGUACCAUGCAGUUGUAUUGGGAUCUAAAGUUAAAGGAUUUAUUAUUUACUGUUUCAUGUGUGCAAAAACUACAUAGUCUGUAGAUAUACUGUUUUUUAUGGCCAGAACCACUGAUGCUAAAUGUAAUUUUCUGCAACUUCUAUGUGUGGUAUGUAAAAUUGAUUUUUUAAAAUUUA
Molecule: messenger RNA, 858 nt
Organism: Cheilinus undulatus (humphead wrasse)
Lineage: Eukaryota; Metazoa; Chordata; Actinopteri; Labriformes; Labridae
Exons: 9
Coding region: 9-593 (194 amino acids)
Source: RefSeq, a predicted model, not a curated record